This is a messenger RNA of Acanthisitta chloris (rifleman), 328 nucleotides long. RefSeq names its product growth arrest and DNA-damage-inducible, beta (gene GADD45B). The annotation marks the transcript as partial. Lineage: Eukaryota; Metazoa; Chordata; Aves; Passeriformes; Acanthisittidae. Gene Ontology annotation, cellular component: cytoplasm; nucleus. Gene Ontology annotation, biological process: regulation of cell cycle. The record is from RefSeq and is a predicted model, not a curated record. The transcript has 2 exons.
GGACCCCGACAGUGUAGUGCUGUGCGUCCUGGCCACGGACGAGGAGGAUGAAGGUGAUAUCGCUCUCCAGAUCCACUUCACCCUCAUCCAAGCUUUCUGCUGCGACAAUGACAUCCACAUCCUGCGCGUGUCGGGGAUGCAGCGCCUCGCAGCCAUCCUGGGGGACCCCGAGCCGGGGGCUGAGCCCCGAGACCUGCACUGCCUCCUGGUCACGAACCCUCACACGGACGCGUGGAAGAGCCAAGGGCUAGCGGAGGUGGCGAGUUAUUGCGCCGAGAGUCGCGACAGGAACCAGUGGGUUCCUUACGUUUGUCUCCAGGAACGCUGA